Messenger RNA from Drosophila novamexicana, 3076 nucleotides. RefSeq names its product transcription factor Ken (gene ken). The transcript is spliced from 3 exons. Gene Ontology annotation, cellular component: nucleus. The record is from RefSeq and is a predicted model, not a curated record. The coding region runs from base 833 to 2518 and encodes 561 amino acids. NCBI's taxonomy places the organism in Eukaryota, Metazoa, Arthropoda, Insecta, Diptera, Drosophilidae. Gene Ontology annotation, biological process: regulation of transcription by RNA polymerase II. Gene Ontology annotation, molecular function: protein binding; RNA polymerase II cis-regulatory region sequence-specific DNA binding; DNA-binding transcription factor activity.
GGACGUGUUGUCGGUGUGCGCGUGAUUUAAGAGAGCCGCAGUGUUACUUUUAUACGAGAGAGAGAAAGAGAGAGAGAGAGGCAAAAGCCCGAUCUCUUGCUCGCAAAGUCGGAAAAAAGUUUUACCAAUCAAGUUUUUUAUUUCGCAAUAAUGUAUUACAUAUAACAAAACUUCAACCUAGUUAAAAGUUACUGUUGUUGUUGUGAACUUUUUGUAUGUGUGCGGUACACACACAUGCAUAUGGAUUGCCAUCAGUAUGUGCAUGUGUUGUUUGUGGCAUUAGCAAAAGCUAAUAAAGCUGUGAACUGUACGUGCGUUGCUUAAAAACAAGAUCCAAUUCAAAAGAGAAAUUAAAUCUACUCUGCUACUAUCAAACUGUGUUUGAAAAUCUCGAACAAAUAUGAUAAACAAAAACAGAAACAGUUGCCUUAUAUAUAUGAACGUGUGUAGAUGUUGAAACUGAAAGUUACAAUUAAUAAAUAUAUACAAUUUAUAAACAUACAUUGUACAUUUCUACAUGUGUUAAUUCUGUCGUUCAAUGCAAAAGGAAUAGAACGCGUAAUUCACACAACACAUACACGUUCAGGUAUAUGUUUGUCUGUGUGUGCAUACACAAACUUUAACCAGAGACUGUGAAAGUGGAAAGCUCUACUGAGUCGCAUACAUGUAUGUAUGAAUGUGUAUGAAUACAUAAAUAUAUGUAUGUAUGUGCAGAAAACUACUAUAUUUACAUGUAUGCAUGUACGUAUAUGCCUUACAUACAUACAUAUUCAGAAAGUCUACAGAAGAUUUUCCAUCUAUUUGUGAAAGGGAGUAAUUGCUACAAGAUUUAAUGAAAGAGUUUCAAAGAAUGUUGAUGUUGCAAUACAGCAAGCAUGGUGAGUGCAUCCUCAAAGAAAUCGGAGCAGCUUUCAGAGGGGAGCAUCCAGCAGACUUAACUAUCGUGUGUGAAAACAAGGUGAAGCUACAUGCGCACAAAUUGGUACUCGCUGCUGCCAGUCCACUUAUAAGGAAUUUAUUGGAGGAUACUCAUCUGAGUGAUUGCACGACAACCGUCUAUUUUCCGGACGUCAAUGCCACGUAUUUUAAAUUCCUUUUGGAUUUUUUGUAUUCCGGCCAAACGUGUAUAACGUCGCGGGACGUCAAUUAUCUGCACGAUUUGUUGCUGUUGCUGCAAAUUAAGUCGGACAGUUGGAAGACAACAGAUUCUGCCUAUCUGAGCAAUAAAUGCUCCAGCAUACGUGAGAGACCGCGGAAGCAGUACUCGUCCUCGCAAACUUUAGACCAAUCCUUUAAAUAUGAAGUCGAGAGUGUGGACGAGACGAGAAAUACCGCAGACUUUUCCUCGUUCUCAGCUGAAAACUGCGAGAGCACGAUCGAGUGUUCGCAUAAGGAAAACGAUGAUGACGACUGCGCCAACAAGGACAAUAAGAGCGAUAAAGACACUGAUGAAAUUGUAAAUCUUUCGGACAUUCCAGCGGGUGGACUUGCCAACAGCAGCAGCAGCAGCAGCAAUAACAAUAAUAAUAACUCAACAAUAAACCCUGUAAACUUAUCACUUGAUCUUCGAACGAAAGGUGACAAUUCGGCACGCAAUGAUAGUAAAAAUUUUCUGUUAAAACAAAAUAAUGUCGAUACAAUCAGCGCACAUGAAAGCACAAAGCGAAAAGGACUAUUUUUUGACGCACACAAAGAUGUUAUGAAACCGCUCUCUGAUGGAUCCGAUAUAAAUAGUUCGCCCGAGAACUACGUUGUGACGCCCCAUCGGAAACGUCGGCCCGGCUUUCACAAUACGCAGAGCGAUAACCAACCCUUCACAACGUAUCAGCACAAUCUAUUAGAAGAAUUGCGUUUGGUAAAGUCGACAACAUCACCCAUAUCCGGAUUGGCCUCGGAGAAGAACAUAUUAUCACAACUUGAGGAUGGGACACUUAAUACGGAGACUAUGACGCCGGAAAGGAAACUGCUUGAGGCACAGCGAAAUCGAGUACAAAGCCCGGAGCUGCAUCAGAUGCAUCUGGGGCAACAGUUUGUAUAUCAAUGGCAAUCCAAUCAGAACGCAGCCCUUUCUUCAAUGCCCAAUUUGCAGUCGCGACUGUCAAGUUUAUCGCACAUAAACCUAAAUCUGGACCCAGACGGUCGCAACAACAGUGCUACUUCCGUGUCCAAUAUCUCCGCGAACAAUUCGCACUCAUCGUCGGUGCGUGAGUAUCGAUGCGAAUACUGUGGCAAACAGUUUGGCAUGUCGUGGAACCUCAAGACACAUCUCCGCGUCCACACUGGCGAGAAGCCGUUUGCCUGCCGCCUCUGCGUGGCCAUGUUCAAGCAAAAGGCGCACCUUCUUAAGCACCUGUGCUCCGUUCAUAGAAAUGUAAUAACCACAACAAAUGGCACGGACACAGAGAAUCGAUACAGCUGCUGUUUCUGUUCGAUGUGCUUUGAGUCCGUGCAGGAGCUGGUUCGCCAUUUGUCUGGGCACCACAACAACCUUCUGCUCACCAAGAAUCUUCGGGAAUAAUCUGAAAAAGGAUCUGUUCGAUUGGCUGGCUGCCCGUUAACGCUAAUCGAAUAAGUAAUUGCAAAGAGACCUGAAUUUUAUAAUUAUAAACUUACGGUAACAGUAACAAUUAACAAGAGCUAAAGAAAAAUAAAAAAAAAAAAAGCUUAGCUCUUGUAUAAUAAUAUGUAAAAUGUACAUUUAAAAACACAUAACUUUAUUCACACAUUCAAUUGUUUUUACUCAAUCAUUUCAUCGGCGAUAGAACCGUGUGACAGUCAGAAGUGCGAGCACUGCCUAUUGGCUUUUAAUUUAAGUCGGAUUUGACUAUGUACUAGAUGCAAUUAACAUCCGAAACUGAAAUUGAAACCGAAAUUAAAACCGAAACCGAACGGUCGCCUUCUUUUAGCCGCCGGCUGGUCCAUUUGUGUGGAACAUUUAGGUUCUAAGCAUAUUUUUAUUCAGAAGGUAUUGUAAUUUGUAUUGUAUUUUCUACUUGAUUCACAUUUUACUUUUGAUUAACAUUUUUUUAUACAACACUCCUGCAUACAUUUUAUAUGUAGUUUCAAUUUUUUAAAA